AUAUUAAUAAGUUCAUGCAAACGUGGCUAAAAAUUCUUCCAAUGGCGUUCGCUCUUGCUCAUGAAUAUUACACGACAAGCCUUGACCGUAGUAGAGUUCGUGACUCGAGCGGCUGUGGGGACCUCAUGAACACGCGAACACAAUGGCGAAGAUGAAAGUGAAGUUUAAUGAUUAAUGCUAACGGAUAUAUAAGUGACAAACAGACAGUAAGUUCACGGAGUAAAAGUCACACAGGAUCCAGAAGACAUCAUGAUGUCUUUAAGGCGAUUGUUUACAACGUUAGGUGGACGCGGGAAGCACGAGUGUCAUACUGCAACACGUGCAACCUCAUGCAACUAUCAGCUGCUGCAAGACUACAUGGAGCUGAAGUAUGGUGGUGUUGUAAUGCACUUUGACUAUGUGUGGUUGAGAGAUCACUGCCGGUCAGCUUCAUGUUUCAACUCAAAAACCAACCAGCGUAACCUGGACACUGCUGGCAUUGAACUGAAUAUCAGACCUUCAAAGACCAGAGUGGAUGAAGAAACCCUCUUCCUAACAUGGCCAGACGGUCACAUUACACGCUACAACUUAGCAUGGCUGGCUCAGAACAGCUACGAGGGUCAGAAGAAAAGUGCCAUACAACCUCGUAUUCUGUGGAAUGCAAACAUCUACAGUGAUGCUAAAGUGCCCUCUGCUGGCUGGGAGAAAUUCAUGAGCUGUGAUGAGGAGCUCAAGAUUUUCCUGAAUAAUUUCCUGCUUUAUGGAAUUGCCUUUGUGGAAGAUGUGCCAGCGACCCUGGAGGCUACGGAGAUAGUCAGUCAAAGAGUGAGCCUUAUCAGGGAAACCAUGUAUGGACGGAUGUGGAAUUUCACCUCAGAUUUUUCACGUGGGGAUACAGCUUACACAAAGCUGGCAUUGGACCGCCACACCGAUACCUCAUAUUUUCAGGAACCCUGCGGCAUCCAGGUGUUUCAUUGUCUGAGACACGAGGGCACGGGCGGCAGGACUCUCCUGGUGGACGGUUUCCAUGCUGCCGACAGGGUUCUCCAGCAAACACCUGAGAACUUCCAGCUGCUCUCUCGUGUGCCGAUAAAACACGAGUACAUCGAGAACCUCAGUGACCAUCGCAACCACAUGAUCGGCAUUGGCCCGGUGCUCGAUGUUUAUCCAUGGAACAACGAGGUUUACAUGAUACGAUAUAACAACUAUGACCGUUCUGCCAUUAACACGGUCCCUCAUGAUGUGGUUCAGCGCUGGUACGUGGCUCACAGGCAUCUGACCACAGAACUGAGGAGAGCCGAGAAUGAACUGUGGGUCAAACUCAAACCAGGCAAGGUCUUAUUCAUCGAUAACUGGCGUGUGCUGCAUGGCAGAGAGUCUUUUACUGGUCUGCGGCAGUUAUGCGGGUGUUAUCUGACCAGGGAUGAUGUGUUGAACACCGCCCGCUCUCUGGGUCUCCAGGCUUGACUGCGCAAACAUCAACUACGAAUGUGUUUAUUUCUCAAGAACAGCAGGAGAGGAGACCACAGUUGGAAGCGACACAAUAUCACUUUUAGACUUUUGAUAAUGAAGUUUUCUUUUUGUAAAAAUUGGGGAUUUAAAAAAAAGGACAUGCUGUGACUUACAGGGAUGAUCGUACAGAUCUGGCAGCAAAUGAAGUGUUUGGUAUCGGUCUUUGUCAGUCACGUGUUUAUUAUGUGUGACGUCACCCAGCCUAUUCCUCAUUGCUGCCUCCAACCUCACACUUGUCUUGUUUAUGGUGCAUGUGCAUAUACCUGUAAACAAUUAAAAAUAUAUAAAUCUCUUAUAGCCCACAGAGAUUUCACCAAUGCCUGGCUACACUAGUGUAGGAAUAUCCGAUGCCGCUUUGUUCUGUCCGCUACAUGCCAUUCAUAGCUUUUCUUCCAAGUGGGAAACUUAUUUCUUAAAAGUGGGAUGAAAUCUUUCCUGGUGGCAAAGCUUUUGAAUGUUUUUUAUAAUGUGACUUAGUAUUACAACCUUUCAACACAACAAAACCGUACCAUUUUAUCUCAGAAAUACAGCAAAUGAAGACAAUUCUCCAAAUAUAUGAUUACACAUAUGCACCCACAAUGCACUUCGAAGUGUGAUGUCACCUGACCUGACAAAGACCAAUAUACUGCUCUGUUUAUGAUUCUUUAUUAUGUGUAGCUUUUUAACAUCUUGCAUUUGAAAAUCAUCUCAAAUGAUUGUUUGCACAACAAAUACCUCUUGCAAAUAAAUUCCUUGCAUUUGAUUUGACAUUUACAUAAUGGCUUUAUGAGACACAAGUCAAACCAAUGAAACCAAAAGAGAACACAAUUAUUCUUAUUGUCAUUUGAAAUGUGAAGAAGCAGAAGCGUAAAUGUAAAAAAAUGUUUGCUUUUCUAUUAAAUGGGUAUGAAUACUUCUGACAUUA
Misgurnus anguillicaudatus (oriental weatherfish) is the source of this 2395-nucleotide messenger RNA. It is a transcript of the gene tmlhe, whose product is annotated as trimethyllysine hydroxylase, epsilon. The record is from RefSeq and is a predicted model, not a curated record. Gene Ontology annotation, molecular function: iron ion binding; trimethyllysine dioxygenase activity. Gene Ontology annotation, biological process: carnitine biosynthetic process. Gene Ontology annotation, cellular component: mitochondrion. NCBI's taxonomy places the organism in Eukaryota, Metazoa, Chordata, Actinopteri, Cypriniformes, Cobitidae.